Molecule: messenger RNA, 4446 nt
Organism: Cornus florida
Lineage: Eukaryota; Viridiplantae; Streptophyta; Magnoliopsida; Cornales; Cornaceae
Exons: 42
Coding region: 134-4264 (1376 amino acids)
Biological process (GO): carbohydrate metabolic process
Molecular function (GO): NADP binding; aldehyde-lyase activity; zinc ion binding
Source: RefSeq, a predicted model, not a curated record
ACAUACAUAUAUAUGCUACACUCCAAUUUGAUUCCCAUAUUCAAACCACUCAAGAGAGUCUCAUUAGGCUCAAGAGUCGCAACGAUUAUAUUCAAAUUCAGAGUAAGAUCAUAAUCGUCUGAAUUCGCAGCCAAUGGCGUCUCAGAGCGUGGUUGGUUUCGUUGGCUUGGAUGAUUUGAGCUUGGAAUUGGCCGCUUCUCUGCUUCGCUCUGGCUAUGCAGUCCAAGCUUUCGAGACAUCCAGUCCUUUGAUGGACGACUUUUCAAAGCUAGGGGGAACAAAAUGUGGUAGCUCUAUAGAUGAAGGGAGAGAUGUUGCAGCUUUGAUUGUAUUGAUAUCUCAUGCAGAUCAGAUAAACGAUAUUCUUUCUGGUCACGAGAGUGCUUUAAGAGGGUUGCAAAAGGAUGCAGUAAUCAUUAUUCGUUCUACCAUAUUACCUGCACAUAUUCAGAAGCUGGAGAAGCAUCUUACAGAGGACUAUGGGAGAACUUUUAUAGUUGAUGCAUAUGUCUCUAAGGGAAUGUCAGACGUUUUGAAUGGAAAACUCAUGAUUAUUUCCUCAGGAAGGUCAGAUUCCAUUUCUAGGGCAAGGCCUGUUCUUUCAGCCACAUGUGACAAAUUAUACGUUUUUGAGGGUGAGCUUGGCGCUGGAAGUAAAAUUAAAAUGGUAGUCAACUUGCUUGAGGGCAUUCAUUUAGUUGCUUCUGUUGAGGCGAUUUCUCUUGGUGUUCAAGCUGGGAUUCAUCCAAUGAUACUCUAUGACAUCAUUUCUAAUGCUGCUGGAAAUUCAUGGGUUUUCAAGAAUCAUGUUCCCCAAUUGCUAAAGGAUGGCAAACAUCAUUUCCUGAAUACUUUUGUUCAAAAUGCAGGGAUCGUUUUGGAUAUGGCUAAAUCAUUUACAUUUCCUCUGCCACUUUUGGCAGUUGCGCAUCAACAACUCAUAGCAGGCAUUACACAUGGUCGUGGGGAUGCUGAUGAUGCCACAUUGGCCAAGGUGUGGGGAAAAGUACAUGGAGUGAAUAUUAUGGAUGCAGCCAAUGCGGAACCUUACUACCCUGAGGAACUGGCAAAACAAAUUACUGCCACACCAACUCCUGUAAAUCGAAUCGGAUUCAUUGGUCUUGGAGCAAUGGGAUUUGGCAUGGCAACUCACCUACUAAAAUCAAAUUUUUGCGUUAUUGCUUACGAUGUGUAUAAGCCAACUCUUUCCAGAUUUGCAAGUGCAGGUGGCUUGAUUGGGAGCUCUCCAUCUGAAGUAUCUAAGGAUGUAGAUGUGCUUGUUAUCAUGGUAACAAAUGAAUCUCAAGCUGAAAGUAUUCUAUAUGGAGAUCUUGGCGCUGUUUCAGUCCUUCCACCUGGAGCAUCUAUUAUCCUUUCAUCUACGGUUUCUCCUGCAUUUGUGAGCCAGCUAGAGCGACGCUUGCAAAAUGAAAAUAAGGAUUUGAAAUUGGUUGAUGCUCCUGUCUCUGGUGGUGUUAAGAGGGCCUCCGAUGGAACACUUACGAUAAUGGCAUCAGGUUCGAAUGAAGCUCUAAAGCAUUCUGGUUUGGUUCUCUCAGCGUUAAGUGAGAAGCUCUAUAUUAUCAAAGGAGGUUGUGGAGCUGGAAGUGGUGUAAAGAUGGUUAAUCAAUUGCUUGCUGGAGUUCAUAUAGCAUCAGCAGCUGAGGCAAUGGCCUUUGGUGCUCGAUUGGGGCUAAAUACAAGAUUUUUGUUUGAUGCCAUCACAAAUAGUGGAGGAACUUCUUGGAUGUUUGAGAAUCGUGCUCCACAUAUGGUGGAAAAUGAUUAUACACCAUUAUCUGCACUCGACAUAUUUGUGAAGGAUCUGGGUAUUGUUUCUCGUGAAUGCACAUCCCGUGGAGUCCCGCUUAAUGUUUCUACUGUUGCACACCAACUCUUCUUAUCAGGUUCUGCUGCUGGAUGGGGUCGUAUAGAUGAUGCUGGUGUAGUUAAGGUCUAUGAGGCACUCACAGGUGUCAAGGUUGAAGGAAAACUUCCUGUUCUUAGGAAAGAACUUGCUUUUCAAUCUCUUCCAUCUGAAUGGCCUUUGGAUCCCAUUGAGGAUAUAUGUAAGCUGGAUCAAAACAGUUCAAAAACUUUGAUUGUUCUGGAUGAUGAUCCAACUGGAACACAAACUGUUCAUGAUGUUGAAGUAUUAACAGAAUGGAAUAUUGAGCCACUCGUUGAACAGUUUAAAAAGAGGCCUAAAUGCUUCUUCAUUUUAACAAAUUCUCGGUCCUUGAGUUCUGAGAAGGCCACUGCAUUAAUAGAAGAUAUCUGCCGAAACAUUCGUAGUGCAGCUAAAUCUGUUGAAAACAUUGAAUAUACAGUUGUUCUGAGGGGGGAUUCAACAUUACGAGGACACUUUCCAGAGGAAGCAGAUGCAGCUGUUUCAGUAUUAGGUGAGAUGGAUGCGUGGAUCAUUUGCCCCUUUUUUCUUCAAGGAGGCCGCUAUACCAUUGAAGAUGUGCACUAUGUUGCAGAUUCUGAUCGGCUUGUCCCUGCUGGGGACACAGAAUUUGCUAAAGAUGCAGCUUUUGGCUACAAAUCUUCAAAUCUCCGCGAGUGGGUAGAGGAGAAAACUAGAGGCCGCAUACCAGCCAGCAGUGUGAAAUCUAUCUCUAUCCAACUGUUAAGGAAAGGUGGACCAAAUGCUGUUUGUGAGCAACUUUGUAGUUUUGAAAAGGGGACAACAUGUAUAGUUAAUGCAGCCAGUGAAAGAGACAUGGCUGUAUUUGCAGCUGGAAUGAUCCAGGCAGAACUGAAGGGAAAGAAUUUCUUAUGCCGCACUGCUGCUAGUUUUGUUUCUGCGCGGAUUGGAAUCAUUCCAAAAUCUCCAAUAUUGCCCAAGGAUCUUGGGAUAAAUAAAGGGAGGAGUGGUGGACUUAUUGUUGUGGGUUCAUAUGUUCCAAAAACAACGAAACAGGUGGAAGAACUGAAAUUACAAUGUGGCCAUAUCUUAAGAAUUAUUGAGAUUUCUGUUGAUAAACUUGCCAUGAAGUCAUUAGAAGAGAGGGAGGAGGAAAUCAAUCGAACAUCUAAGAUGGCAGAUGUUUUCCUUAGGGCUUGUAAAGACACUCUAAUAGUGACCAGUCGAGAGCUCAUCACUGGAAAAACUCCUUCUGAGAGUUUGGAGAUCAAUUUUAAAGUGAGCUCUGCACUGGUGGAAAUUGUUAGGAGGAUAACUACAAAACCUCGUUAUAUUCUUGCAAAGGGUGGAAUCACCUCAUCUGACCUUGCUACAAAAGCUCUAGAAGCAAAAUGUGCAAAAGUAGUUGGACAAGCCUUGGCCGGUGUUCCCUUGUGGCAGCUAGGUCCUGAAAGUAGACAUCCAGGAGUUCCAUACAUUGUUUUCCCAGGGAAUGUUGGCGACAACAAAGCUGUGGCAGAAGUGGUGAAAUGUUGGGCUCGUCCAGUCAAAUUUUCAUCAACAAAGGAGCUCCUUAUUAAUGCAGAAAAAGGUGGAUACGCUGUUGGAGCUUUCAAUGUUUAUAAUUUGGAAGGGGUUGAGGCAGUUGUCACUGCGGCAGAGGAGGAACAAAGUCCUGCUAUUUUACAGAUCCAUCCUAGUGCUUUGAAGCAAGGAGGAAUUCCGUUGGUUGCAUGUUGCAUCUCUGCUGCUGAACAAGCAAGUGUUCCCAUCACGGUUCAUUUUGAUCAUGGAAAUUCCAAGCAAGAGUUAGAAGAAGUUCUUGAGUUGGGAUUUGAUUCAGUCAUGGUAGAUGGUUCACACCUUCCUUUCAAGGACAAUAUCUCAUACACGAAACAUAUUUCAUCCUUGGCACACUUAAAAGAUAUGCUAGUGGAAGCUGAAUUAGGGAGAUUGUCAGGAACAGAAGAUGACUUGACUGUGGAAGAUUAUGAAGCAAGGCUAACUGAUGUUAAUCAGGCUCAAGAAUUUAUUGAUGAGACAUGGAUAGAUGCUUUGGCAGUCUGUAUUGGAAAUGUCCAUGGAAAAUACCCUGCAAGUGGCCCGAAUCUUCGACUUGAUUUGCUUAAGGAUCUGUAUGCAUUGAGUUCGAAGAAAGAAGUUUAUAUUGUUCUUCAUGGAGCUUCUGGAUUGUCCGAGGAACUUAUCAAGGAAUGCAUAAAGCUGGGUGUAAGGAAGUUCAACGUAAACACAGAGGUCCGGAAGGCUUACAUGGAUUCACUGAGAAACCCUGAGAAAGACAUUGUCCCUGUUAUGGAAUCUGCAAAGAAAGCCAUGAAAGCUGUGGUUGCAGAGAAGAUGCGCCUUUUUGGCUCAUCCGGAAAAUCAUGUUGAAUGUUCUUUGCUAGUCACUUCGUAAAAGGAAAAGACUGCUGCGGAAGUUGCAACUUAAAACCAUAGGGAAGCAACCAAAUCAUGCUGGCAUAUUGCUUUUUCCCUUAUGAGAAUAUAUUGUAUCUGUGAUAUGUAAACAAGUACCCAUUCAACCUAAAAUUAUGUAAUUAUAUGUUGUUUUA